CGCGCAGUCAUUGGAACAUUCGUUCAAUGGCUGGAGGACAAGAGAAAUGGUAUUUUACAAAAGAGCAACUACAGAAUUCACCAAGCAGAAGAUGCGGUUUAGAUGCAGAUAAAGAACUUGCCUACCGGCAGCAGGCAGCGAACCUUAUUCAGGAUAUGGGCCAACGGCUCCAAGUUUCACAACUAUGCAUCAACACGGCUAUUGUGUAUAUGCAUCGCUUCUAUGCGUUCCACUCGUUUACACAGUUCCACAGGAACGCAAUCGCCGCGGCGGCACUCUUCCUCGCCGCAAAGGUGGAGGAACAACCACGAAAAUUAGAAUAUGUAAUAAAGGUAGCACAUGUCUGCCUUCACCGGGGUGAGGGAGUGAAUGCCCUCACUUCGGAACAGUAUCAAGAACAGGCGCAGGACCUGGUAUUCAACGAGAACGUACUCCUACAGACGUUAGGUUUCGAUGUCGCGAUCGACCAUCCGCACACGCACGUCGUACGCACGUGUCACCUUGUCAAAGCGCCAAAGGACCUAGCGCAGACGUCGUAUUUUAUGGCGUCGAACAGUCUACAUUUGACGACAAUGUGUUUGCAGUACAGGCCGACGGUUGUUGCAUGCUUUUGCAUACAUUUGGCCUCUAAAUGGAGCAAUUGGUCGAUUCCUCAAUCGCACGAGGGCCGGCACUGGUUCUCGUACGUGGACCGCAGCGUGACGUCAGAGCUGCUGGAGCGGCUCACGGCAGAGUUCCUGCACAUCUUCGACAAGUGCCCCUCGCGACUCAAGAGGAAGAUGAUGACUAUGUCCAAUAACAGCGGAAGUUCACCACACUCAAACGCGGCACACCCGUCUUCCUCAGCAGGCGUCGCCAACUCACCCUUCGACAAGAAACACCCGCCGCCCAACAGCGACGAGUUUGAUAAGUCGUUUGAUAAAGAAUAUGAGCGCGAGAGGCGUCGCCAGCCCGGUGCCGGCGGCUACGUGCCGGCCACGGCGCCCCCCGCCGCCAACCCCCCGCAGCCACAGAAGAUCGACUACAACUUGUACAGAGAAAAGAGGGAGCGAGAGGAAAGAGAGCGGAGACAAGCUGCGCUGCAGCAGGCGAGGCCGAGCUCCUCGCAGCAGCCCAGACCGCCCGGGGGCUCCCAGCCGCCGCCGCACCACCAGCGGCCCUCCUCCAGCCAGCACCACCACAAGCCGCACCACGCCUGGCCGCACCACAAACCGCCCCACCACAAACCUCCCCACGAUAAACCACCUCACGAUAAACCACCUCACGAAAAAUCAUCUCAUGAAAAACCUCACGAAAAACCUCCCCACGAAAAACCUUCGCAUGAGCACCGACAUCAUAGGCCGCAAGCUCCCCCGACGACCACUGCGGCGCCGGUGCCUCAUCCGCCGCAGCCGGAGCAAAUACCUCAACGGACGCGCCCACCUUCGCUAUUCUCCCCAGAAAAUGCGACUACGCCCACGGCAGCCGCCGCCGCGGCUCCCCGGCGACCGCAACCCUCCCAGCCACAAAGUAGAGAGCACAGACUUCCUAGGCCCGAGUCUCGCCCCCUCCAACAACCUCCUUCUAUUCCUGCUUCGAUUCAGCAGCCUCAUAAUCAACCAGUAAUAGACCAGCGUCCCUCCAGUCCGCACAAAAAACGACCGGACCCCACGGCCGCGAUACGAGAGAUGCAACCACCGGCCAUACUGUCCCCCUUCUCGUCUCCCCCCGCCAAAGAGCCCACGCCCAAGCCGAGACAACGCGCCCCCUCCAACUCUGAGCCCGAACUAAUUCCUGUGGUGAAAAAACUAGACGAGACCCCCGGCUACGAAAAUGUGAUACGAGACUCACAGCGUGGCAACACAAUAAGGUCCCGUCCCCCGGAGCAGAGGAAGCCCGAGCCCGUCAGAAGUCUCAACGGUAUAGAGACCGACCCAACUCUAGUAUCCAAUUUACUCAAAGAGAGUUUAGCGAAACCGGCGCCUAUAACCGUGCAGACGGAGCGCAAGUCCCCCGUCGAGGUUAAGCGCGAACCUGUUAUGGAGCCCCCGGCCCCGGUCCAACUCCCCCCACAACCCGAACCUCCGGCCCAACCGCUGUCACAGGAGGAGGCCGACCACAAGCACAAGAAGGAAAAGAAGAAAAAGGACAAACACAAACACAAGGAUCGCGACAAAUCGAAAGAGGAAAGGAAGAAACACAAAAAGGAUAAGGAAAGGGAGAAAAAGUUGGAACCGAGCCCUCAACCCCCUCCGGCGGAGCCCCUGAUGGACGGUGCCUUGAGGAUAACUAUACCACGAGAUAAGUUAUCCACCAGCCCCGGCCUCAAGAUCAAGAUCCCCAAGGAGCGGCUCGCCGCGCCGCCGCCCCCGCCGCAGCCCUCCGCCGGCCUCAAGAUCAAGAUAUCCAAGGAGGUUCUCGAGACGUCGAGAAAGCGGACCGGCGUCCCCGAGCCGGGCCCGCCGCCCAAGAUGCCGCGCCAGAACGGAGCUCCACACCACAAGGUGGUCGAGCCGGCGCUGGGGAACGGGCACGCGGGCAAGUGACGCCCGCCGCCGUAGCGCUACGUGUGUCGCCGUUCCUCCACAACAACUUACGGACCUCACUAGUGUAGUGUAAUCUUUUUUUUUUUGUUCACACAUAAUUCUUUCUUUCCUACGUCAAACGGACGGUUUUGGCUCGCAUGUUGUGUCCAUAGAGGUAUUAUAGAUUAUAUCGAAAUUAAGAUGCUUGCUUAAAAUAAGAGAAUGGAUAUAGUCAAUAUUUUGUGUAUUAUUAGCUUAUGAUAGUUUAUCUGAUCUGUAACAUCUCUAUGGGUGAAUAUAUUGCACCCUUACUGAGGCUUUGGGUGGUCGUUUUCGUGUCAUAUCAGGGUUAAUGACUUAUUUGGACGUGGCUAGGAGAGGGGGGAUUUAUAUCAAAAUUUAAGCAAUAUUGACUACUUGUAGAAACUAAUUUAAAAGUGAUUUAAAAUCGAAGCAUGUUUUUUCUAGCUAUUUUGGCAUUAAUUGCUUCGAUUUAAUGAUCUUUCGUCUCCCCUCUAAAUCAAUACGACCUAGUCAUGUUCAUAUAGUUUUGAAUUAUGUGUUUUUUUUUUCACAAAUAGUAAAGGCUGUGUCACAAUGUGAACAUUCUAUAAAAUAAUCCAAUUGUUUAACCCCCCAAAUUGCUUUAUAAACUGUGCUUUUGUAAACCACUAACCAUUUCUUUUUAAAUGUAGAUUAAAAAAUAUUGA
Molecule: messenger RNA, 3214 nt
Organism: Papilio xuthus (Asian swallowtail)
Lineage: Eukaryota; Metazoa; Arthropoda; Insecta; Lepidoptera; Papilionidae
Gene: CycT
Product: Cyclin T
Exons: 9
Coding region: 27-2525 (832 amino acids)
Biological process (GO): regulation of transcription by RNA polymerase II
Molecular function (GO): cyclin-dependent protein serine/threonine kinase regulator activity
Source: RefSeq, a predicted model, not a curated record